Molecule: messenger RNA, 8007 nt
Organism: Cryphonectria parasitica EP155
Lineage: Eukaryota; Fungi; Ascomycota; Sordariomycetes; Diaporthales; Cryphonectriaceae
Exons: 9
Biological process (GO): fatty acid biosynthetic process; secondary metabolite biosynthetic process
Molecular function (GO): fatty acid synthase activity; oxidoreductase activity; phosphopantetheine binding
Source: RefSeq, a predicted model, not a curated record
GCUAUUCAACACCCGCACCGAACAACAAACAUGGCUGAUCCAGGCCCUCCAGUCCCUAUCGCCAUCGUCGGCCUGUCAUGCCGCCUGCCAGGCGGCGCGAACAGCCCAGAGCAGCUGUGGGAGCUGCUCGAGCGGUCGGGCGAGGCCUGGUCCCCGGUGCCAGCCGAUAGGUUCAACGAGGCAGCCUUCUACCACCCGAGCGGCGACGACCCAAACGGCACCAACAACCAUAGAGGCGGUCACUUCGUCGACGCAGACCUUGAGGAAUUCGACCAUGCCUUUUUCCGCUUAUCACCACAACAGGCGGCAGCCAUGGAUCCGCAGCAGAGGAUGCUGCUCGAGAUGUCAUAUGAGGCUCUCGAGGAUGCCGGCUGGACGCUCGAGUUGUGCGCUGGUUCCCAGAUUGCCGUCUACGCGGCAAGUUUCACAGCGGACUUUGAGCGGAAUCUCUACAGGGAUCCCCUCAACUUGCCAGUAUACUAUCUUACAGGUGUUGAAAAGGCCAUACUAUCAAAUCGAAUCUCACAUUUCUUUGAUUUGCAUGGCCCUUCUAUGACGAUCGAUACGGCUUGUUCUGGUGGCUUGGUGGCUGUACAUCAGGCCUGCCUGAGUCUUUAUGCUGGCGAGUCCGAUGCAGCUAUUGUUGCCGCUGCCAACUUGACAAUGGGCCCAGACCAGCGCAUUGGCAUGAGCACACUCCAUUUGACCAGUGGUGCCGGUCGUUGCUUUCCAUUUGAUAAGCGCGGUGAUGGUUACGGGCGCGGAGAAGGGGGUGUCGUGCUUGUCAUGAAGACUCUUGACAAGGCCCUGCGAGACCGCGAUCCCAUCCGGGCAGUCAUCCGCAGCACGGCCGUGAACCAGGACGGCUACACACCCGCCAGUAUCACGUACCCAAGUGCAACUGCCCAGGAGCAGCUCAUCCGCGAAGCAUACGCAAAAGCGGGCUUGUCACCCCUGGACGUGUCUUAUGUCGAGGCUCAUGGGACUGGCACAAGAGCGGGUGAUCUCGAGGAGCUCGCAGCCAUCGCUAAGGUGUUCACAAGUCCCGAUAUUGAGCGCUCAACGCCUCUUCAUGUGGGCUCCAUCAAGGGCAACAUUGGGCAUACUGAGAAUACGAGUGGCCUUGCUGGUCUGGUCAAGGCCAUACUUAUGCUCGAGCACCUUCAAAUUCCAGGUACAGCCGGCCUACGCGACCUCAAAGCCGGCCUACCCACUCAGAAGCUUGUUAUUCCCAAGAAACUCGUGCCGUGGCCGCAGGAUCCGAGCAGCGAACGAGAGAAAGUGCCUCGUGUGUCUAUAAACAGCUUUGGUUUCGGGGGCACAAAUGCUCACGCAAUACUCGAGCGUGCCCCGCACCAAUGUGCUACUCUUGCGCCUUCUCUCCCCCCAAAGGCUAUCCACCGUCCAUUCCUCUUCACUCUCUCCGCUAAUAGCCGUGAAUCCCUUCAGUCUUUGCUCAAAUCUUAUCACACUUGGCUGGGUCGCCCUGAGGAAGCGCUGCUACAAGAUAUCUCCUAUACGCUAUGCUGCCGUCGCUCUGCUCUGCCCUGGCGUUUCAGCUGCGUAGCCAGUGACCACGAGUCCUUUCGAGACCAAAUUGAGGCUGGCUUGAAGGCUCCUGAAAUACAGCCUGCCCGUAAGGCUCCUGUCGUAGUCUUUGUCUUUACAGGCCAAGGUGCUCAGUGGCUUGGCAUGGCUCGCGAGCUGUUGUUGCAAGAUACGCCUUCCUGUACUUUUCGCGAUUCGCUCCGUGCCUCGCGGGAUAUGCUUCUCGACCUGGGUGCCGACUGGGACCUCGAAAAGGAGCUUCUCCGCCCAUCCACGGAGGCCGCCCGACUGAAUACCGCACAGGUCUCCCAGCCAGCGACCACAGCCAUACAGAUUGCACUGGUUGCUCUUCUACAGAGCUUCAGCAUCAAACCAUGGGCCGUGGUCGGCCACUCCAGCGGAGAGAUCGCAGCAGCCUACACAGCCGGCCACUUGAGCGCACGACAGGCGCUCACGUUGGCCUACCACCGCGGCUUCAUGGCGGACGCUGCAAAAGCCAAGGGUCUGGGCCCGGGGGCCAUGCUAUCAGUUGGUCUCGGCGAGGCCGACGCCCUGCCCUUGACAAGAGAGCUCAGAAGAGGCAUCGCUAGCAUCGCUUGCGUCAACAGUCCUAGCAGUGUCACUAUCUCUGGCGAUGCUGACGCCGUCGACGAGGUCGUCUCACGCCUCGCAGCUACUGGCAGCCAGAACAGAAGCAGUCACACUUUCUACCGCAGGCUGAUCGUUGACACUGCGUACCAUUCUCAUCACAUGCAGGCUGUGGCUGAUGACUAUCGCUCAAGCCUUGCGGGCCUCAGCUGGGACGAGGAAGCACGUGCUAACCGCAAGGGAAUCCUCUUCUUCUCUUCCGUGUCUGGAGAUGUCAAGUCGGCCGGCUUCGGACCCGAGUACUGGGUCGACAACCUCGUGUCGCCGGUUCGAUUCCACGAUGCGAUGCAGACGCUGGCAAGAACCGAUUCUGGUACUCAACAUACCGUCUUUCUCGAGAUUGGGCCCCAUUCGGCUCUCGCAGGGCCAGUCCGCCAGUGCCUCACGAAUACGGAAAGGCCAAAGUUGUCUUUUGACUACUACUCAGUGCUGCAGAGGCACCUUGAUGCCCUUACGAGUACACUCGGCACUGCCGGCCGUCUGUUUGAGCGAAACGUGGGUGUUAAUCUAAAGGCUGUGUCAGCUUUGUCGAUGAACUCGAGUACUGGCGUCGUUCUACCAAACAUGCCAUCAUACAUCUGGGACCAUUCCCAGAAGCAUCACUUCGAGUCGCGAAUCAGCCGCGAGUACCGAAUGCGCCGCGAACCGUACCACGACCUCCUAGGCGUGCGUUCCAUGGACGACACGUCAAUCGAACCCCGCUGGCGACACAUGAUCGGCCUCAACACACUGCCAUGGCUCGGACAUCACCUUAUCGACUCACAGCCAGUCUUUCCUGGCUCCGGCUACCUCUGCAUGGUCAUCGAGGCUGUCCGGCAGAUCCACAGGGAACGCCACGCUGAGCAUCCGCUGGAGAUCAUAGCGCUAAGAGAUGUCUCCUUUCUGCGGGGGCUGGUGGUCCCUAACAUCCAGGGGCAGCGGACCGAAGUGCAGCUGAGCUUGACGCCGCAACCGGAUACGUUGCUCGCCUUCGAUUUUCGGAUCACGGCGGAGUGGGAUGGAGAGUGGCGCGAACACUGCAGGGGAACUGUUGAAGGGAAAUUGGCCACGGCAGAGUAUGGCGGCGAGGGGAUGGAGAGUGCUCAGUUGGGACGUCUGGCAUUGGCUGACCCCAGCGAUCUCUUGCUGGAGGACACAUCCGUCGACACGGAAGAGCUCUACCGUGAGCUCAGAGAGUCAGGGAAUACGUACGGGGCGACGUUCGCCAGCAUUCAGUCUUAUAUCCUGAAAGCUGAUGCUUCAAGUGCAACUGCCACGGUCCGAAUCCCCAACACCGCAGCUUUCAUGCCAGCACAGCACCAACAGCCUCACCUCAUCCACCCAGCAACACUCGAUACCGUGCUCCACACAAGCCUGCCCAUGGCCUUGCAGCAUCUAGGCCGGGCGUCGAUCAUGCCGGUUCAUAUCCAAGAGAUCCUGCUGUGCGCAUCGCCUGCGACGCCGCGCGAGCCGGGCUCCACGCUGGACGUGUUGACGGCGAUGAGGUCCAGCCGAUUUCACACCGCCGUUUCCGACAUCUCUGUCACGGCACAUGGUGAGGCGGUGCUGUCGGCCUCAGGGAUCGAGUUGCGAAGCCUCGCAUCUCGAUCAGACCGGGGCGUUGAGGACGCGGGCGGCUCUGUCCACGCCGAUGCUCUUGACAGCUUGGUCGUUGUCGCACGGCCCAGGGCCACGGGCCAAGAGUUGCUGAAGUGGCCACUAGGGAUUAGACUCCUCACCCGCCGCCACGACGAUGCAGAGCAGAAAUGGUUGGUCGAUCUAGCGGGCCAGUUGCGUGAGCGUUUUGGUCCGGUAUCACAGGAGAGCCUCCAUGCGAGGACAACAUGGCCCACAGCCAACUCUGACGAGCAGAGCACCUCACAGUGCUUUGUUGUGGUUGAGGAUCCGAUGAAACCCAUCCUCUCAGAUCCAGACUGCUUCGGUGCUGUUGUCUCCUUGUUAAAGCAGCCGGGACGUACUAUCAUCUGGCUCAGCCCAGACGAGCCUCUGCCCAUGCAUCAAAUCACCGGCGUGGCACGCACGGCUCACGCCGAGCUCGAAAUGCUGCGCCUCACGACCCUCCACGUCGCACCGGACCUGUUGUACGCGGACCACGAGAGCAUAUGCAGCCGGUUGCUUGAUGUGCUGGCCCGCGUCCUUGUCUCUGAGGGCGCUGAUCAGGAGCGAGAGUACCGGGUGAACAAGGCUGGGACAGUUCUGGUGCCACGCCUUCUUCCUGAAUAUUCACUUAACCGGGCUGUUCGCGAAGACGCCACAGCACUCACUGGCGUUGCGUCUCGGCGGUUCCUCGACGAUUCCCGGACCUUUGCCAUCCUGUCGGGAGGCGAUGCAGCUCCAACUCUACAUGCGCCUCAUGCAACUCAGUCACAUGUCUUCCAAGAAAUCGAAAGGAGGCCGCUUCAACUUGCCGACAACCAGGUCGAAUUCGAGACGGAAGCUUUUGCCUUGUCUGAAGACGGGCUCAGGGCAUCUCACCACAACACAUACGCAGGCAUCAUCACCCGAACAGGCGCCACAGUCCAUGGCUUGGCCCCAGGAGACCGUAUCGUCGCCGUCGGGGAAAGGAUCGGUGCCAACCGGCUGGUCGUUCCGCGCACAAAGGCCGGACGAUUGCCGCCAGGCAUUUCCCCAUCAUUGGGGUCAACCAUGAUCCUCCACGCCAUAGCGGCGUCCCACGCUCUAAGACAACUAGCACGUUUGCCACGCAAAGGAAAUGUCCUGAUCCACGGCGCACUCACCGCUGUGGGUAGGGCAACAGUGGCCGUCGCCCGCCACUUGGAGGCAAUAGUCAGCGUCAGCGCCGCCAGCUCUCAGGAAGCUCGCCGUAUGGUGGAUGAGCUCGGCGUCGCAGUCGACCGCGUCGUGGUGAUCCACCGGUCGAGAUCACCCAAGAAUGUCUCUGUCAGAAGCGUUGAUAUCAUUGUACAGGCCCAAGAGGGCCAGGUUCCUACCCAGAUCCUGGGCCACCUGAGGCCCUUUGGUUCCGUCGCGGUCCUUGGAUCCCAAGACUCUCGUCCGAAGAAGCAGGAAGAUCAUUCACGCUGGGAUAUUCCACAAAACUUUACGGUAUUCUUCUGUAACGUCCUAGAGCUCCUGCGCGAGUGUCCAGAGGUCCUAGAUUCCGACCUUGUGGCACAGGCUGCCGCCGCCCUGUGCUAUCUGCCCGUCACAGGCUUCGAUUACUGCGUGCGCCCCGUCAAACACAUGGCCAAAGCUCUCCGCCUCAUCGAGGCAGGCACUUGUGCCACAGUUGCUGUAACAGCAGAUGCAGACGCAGUCAUACCGGUGGCGAUGUGUCACGAGACGCAGGCUUCGGCCUGGAGCACAAGAGGCGCAUCUUACCUUGUCUCCGGGGGGCUGGGCGACUUGGGUCGACGGCUGUUGUUUUUGAUGGCUCGGCGUGGUGCAAAGCACCUGAUAACACUUUCAAGGAGGUCUAUCGGCGUCGAAGACCACAGCCGGCUACAGGCUGAGCUCAGGAACAUCAGCAAAGACUGCAACCUGUAUUGCGUGACUUGCGAUAUCACUGACUAUGACAGCCUUGGACAGGCCGCUGCUCGUAUAAACCAGCUCGGAAUACCUCCCGUCAGAGGUGUCAUUCAGUCCGCCGCUGACCUGACACUCGACUCGAUGACGUACGAGGACUUCCUGCUGGCCACCUGCGUCAAGGUCCAGGGCACGAUCGCGCUUGAGAGGACCUUCGAGUCGCCCCACUUGGAUUUCUUCAUCAUGCUGUCCUCGGCGGUCAACAUCCUCGGCUCCAGCGGACAGGCUAACUACAACGCCGGUAACAGUGUCCAGGAUGCUCUGGCCUAUGCCCGGCGGGGACGGAGAUGUCGGUACAUGUCACUGAGUCCCGGGUGGAUCGAAGAUGCUGCGUUCACUGUCGAUCUAUCCCGCUAUCUAGACCACGCCCUCAGCGCCGCUGACGGCGAACCGCGCCCGACACAAGCCGUCAUCGGGUUCGACGCCGCCUCCCUCUCGACGGCUACCACCCACAACGGCACCCUGCACUCUCCCCUAUUCAGCCACGUCCGUGGUCCGCCUCCGUCCACAGCGGCCGGGCAAAUAUCCGUAUCCUCUCCUACCGACCCGGCGCCCUCCUUCACACAGGCGCUCGCCAGUGGCGACCCGAGCCUGGCCGCGGACAUCGCCGCCGCGGCCGUGGCGGGCCAGCUCGCGCGCCUGAUCUCUGUGGACGCCAGGCGCAUCGAUGUCCACAAGACCUCGGUGCUAGACCUGGGCGUGGACUCGCUCAUCUCCAUCGAGCUGCGCAACUGGGUCAUGCGGGAGUUUGAUGCGACUCUGCAGUCGUCAGAGAUCCUGAUGGAGCAGACCAUGCAUGGACUGGCUGAGAGGAUUGUGGCCCGCACCGCGUUGGCGGCGGCGGCGUCUCCGUCUACAGGUCUGGAGAGCACCCAGGACACCGACGAGAAGAGGUCAUUUGUUACGACGCUGUCUGGCACCACAUCACCCUCGACAAAUCUCCCUCGACCAUCGCUGCAAGAUCUGCUGAGCUCCUUCGCCGCAUCUAGAGCAGCUGUCGACUCCCCAGAAGAACAAGCCAUCACCAACGACGCCAUACGCCAGCUCAUCAACGAGCACGGCGAGUCCAUCCAGCGUGCUCUGCAUGAUACCCCAGAAAACCUCCUCGACGAGGCCUACGAGCGACAGAUCUACCUUGCGCGCCGUGAGCCCCUUCAGGACUACAGCACCUUCUACCUGGCCCACCCGGUCGCCACCACACCCCACACUCAGGUCGACCGCGCCACGCUUCUGACCACCGCAGCCACAAGCUUCGCACGUCGCCUUGCCCUCGGCGAGCUACCACCCGACGAGCUGCACGGCGCGCCGCUGGACCCUGAGGCUCGCCGCUGGCUGUUCCACGCCACCCGACGGCCUGGCCUCGAGGUGGACCACAUGGAGCGCCACCCUCCGAGCUACAGCAUCGUCGUCCUCCGGCGCGGACACGCCUUUCAGAUGACCUUGCCUGGGGUCGAAGAAGCGCUGCAGCCCUCUGCUGUCCGAGCAGCCUACGAGGCUAUCAUUGACGCUUCGAACGAGCCCACGCCGGCCGUCGGCGCACUCACUGCAGACGACCGCCCGUCAUGGGCGCGCGCCCGCGCCCAGCUCGAGCUCGACUCGACCCGGGCAGACGCUCUGGCGGCCAUCGACAGGUGCGCCUUUGUCGUCUGCCUGGAUGACGAGGCGCCGUCGACGAGCGGAGAGCGGCAUAUGCAGUUCCUGCUAAACGGCCCCAAGGCGCACCUGUCGAAUCGGUGGCUAGACAAGCCGCUGCAGCUGGUCGUGGCCGCCAAUGGCUGCUCAGCUGGUGUCUAUGAGCAUUCCAAGCUCGACGGCAUGGAUGCUCGCCUGCUACACCACCAUCUGACAGAGUCUGUUCUCGCCCACCAGACUCAUGAGGAGGUCCAGCCCGACCUCGCCGGCCCAGAACCUCAGCCAGCACAUUGCCAGGUCCGUGAGCUGGCCUGGACGCCAACCGAUCAGACCCUUCUCCAGCAGAUCGACCGCAUCCGCCUCCGCGGCCCGUCCUCCUACGGCACCGUCGACCACCGCAGCGUCGAGAUCGAGGCCAUGGGCUUCGAACGCCUCCGCACCCACCGCGCCGCGCCCAAUGCGACGGCACACCUGGCCGCGCUGCUGGCGGUGCGCAUCGUCGACAGCUGCGACGGCAGCCGUGAGGUGCUGCGCCCGGCGUGGGAGAUCGUCUCGCUGGCUCCCUUCUCAUGCGGGCGGAUCGACUGGGUGCAGACCGUUACACCGGCAGUGAGGGCUUUUCUCGAGGCGGCG